Rubroshorea leprosula is the source of this 1022-nucleotide messenger RNA. The record is from the annotation of a GenBank genome assembly. NCBI's taxonomy places the organism in Eukaryota, Viridiplantae, Streptophyta, Magnoliopsida, Malvales, Dipterocarpaceae.
AGCUUCUUGCUUUUGAAAUUUGGAGAAGCAUGAAAUCCCAGCUUUUCUGCGUGCUUCUAGCCUCCAUUUAAUGAAAAUUGCCCAUUAUAUCUAUUUUAUCAUCAUAUUUUAACAAAAUUACAAUUAAACUACUAUAUAUACUGUUAAGAAUCCCUAAGUUUGUGUCUCCCUCUACCUCUCGAUUGCUCCAUUCUACUUUGCUGCCCAUCUUCCAUCAACUGCACUUCUCACCAAAUCCCUCAUCCUUGACUUUUUCGGCAUCCUCAUCUACCGAUUGCUUGUUGUACCCAUCUUCUCCAUUUGCCGAAUGCUCCAUCUUUUUUCCCUUUUUUUGAUUUUGCAUCUCCCUUUGUUGAUUGCUUGCUAUACCCAUCUUCCAUUUGCUGCACAACUGCACCAGAUCCCACUUCCAGCAUCCUCAUCCUCCUCAUCCCAGAUCCAGCGGGUAACCUCUCUUUUCUCAAACUUUUCUAACAAAAACUUAUCUUGGAGCUACUUCAGAAUGAAUUUGAUUGUCUCCUUGUCUUUGGUCACAAGUCUUCUUCAUGAUGAUGUCUUCGAUGGUGCUGAAAAAAGGUGUGGUAUUGGUUCUUCAAAUGUUGUAAUGGGCAAUACGGUACUCUUGAUUUCCUUAAAUUAAACUGAUUGGUUUUCUUUUUCAUUUGUAGUACAAUGCUGUGGAUUAUUGAUGCUCUAUGAAGAAUGAGUAUUUCAUUUUUAGUUAAUAGAUGUUAUGAAUUGUUUUAUUUUGAGUAAGUAUAAUAUAUUUCUUUUUGCUUUCCUAUCACUUCUUAGUUAAUGAAUGUCGUGAUUAAUUGCUCUAUUUUUAGUUAAUGGGAUGUUGUGAAUUCUUUGUUGUCUUCUAGGUUUUUAGUUAUUCUAGUUUCCUUUGGAAAAUCACAAUGGCUAAGCUUGAUCAUGGUUUACUGAUUGUGUCCUUUAAGGAUCAUAGUGCUAUUGAAUUCAAGAGAAGCCAUAUGUUUCAAUUUGUUGUUGAGAAAGAAUAAAUUAAAGUUCAAUAU